Mixia osmundae IAM 14324 is the source of this 650-nucleotide messenger RNA. RefSeq lists its product as uncharacterized. The annotation marks the transcript as partial. Lineage: Eukaryota; Fungi; Basidiomycota; Mixiomycetes; Mixiales; Mixiaceae. The record is from RefSeq and is a predicted model, not a curated record. The transcript has a single exon.
CUGCGUACCACCACUAUAGAUAAUUAUACGUUGAAUCUCUUGCAUGCACCUUGGCCGGAUCAGAAGCUGUGUGCAUGCUGACCAGAGAGGAGGAAGCGUAGGAUGCAAUAGAUUGCCAGGUUGUGUGAGCAGGACGCUGCUGCAGGGCGCGCUUUCGCAUAAGUUGACAUUGACAUCCUCUCAGCGUGAUUGCCGUCCGCGCUCGCAUAUGGCCGACGAACACGAGCUCUUGCUUGUCGACGGAUCCCAGUCAUGGCUACGCUCAACAACGGCUCGGUUUAGUAGCGUCUUGCCGUGGCUCAGCUUUGCACUUGUUGGCGACUGGAUCGUUGUGCUUGUCAUACAGCUAUUCGAACGUCAGGUCAGAGCGAGUGCGGUGCACGAGGAGGAUGUGAAGCUCUAUCUCGAUGAUCCAUCUAUCAUGUACAGGCAUACAGACGUCAGCAUAGACUUACACAUCGAUCAAGCUUGUAGCUGAAGACGCGCGACUGUCUGCAGAAGGAAACGUCAGCUCAUUGACACAUUGACACAUGUGUCGCUGAUCUGCAUCGAGCAGAAUACCGGGCAGUCUCAACGAUCUGCUGACUUAUAGCCUGCCACUCUUGCUGCUCGUGCUCAUCUCAGCCGCGCGACUAUCACUCUUCGAAUUG